Molecule: messenger RNA, 526 nt
Organism: Coffea arabica (coffee)
Lineage: Eukaryota; Viridiplantae; Streptophyta; Magnoliopsida; Gentianales; Rubiaceae
Product: non-specific lipid-transfer protein 2-like
Biological process (GO): lipid transport
Source: RefSeq, a predicted model, not a curated record
CACCUCUUCCUCAAAUUCUCAUAACCCUUCAUUCAUUCCAAAAAAAAAAAAAAAUGAAGCUUUCGCAGAUGCGUCUGUGUAGCGUGUUACUGUUAGUAGUGGUGAUUGUUGGUGAAGUGGAAGUGAGCAGGGCAGUGACAUGUACUCCCACGGAGCUGAGUCCUUGCGUUGCGGCAAUCAUAGGGCAGCAGCCACCGUCGGCGGCUUGCUGCAGUAAGCUGAGGGAGCAGAGGCCCUGCCUCUGUGGUUAUCUCAGAGAUCCCAACCUCCGGCAGUAUGUCAACUCCCCUAAUGCUCGCAGGGUUGCUAGCUCCUGUGGUGUGCCCACCCCAAGAUGCUAAACUCCUCCUCCGUUGCAACAAUUCUGGAUCAUUAAUAGUAGUAGUACUUAAAUAUUUCUACUCCUACUUUGGAUAAUACGAAUGAAAGAGCAAUAAAUAAAUGUUUUACCUAUAUCACAUCUUGCCUAUUAGGCUUGUAUGUAAUGCCGGGAUUAACUUAAGUACCAUAUGUUACUGCUUCGGUA